GGAGUAAGAGAGGGGGAAAGAAAGAGGAAAAGAGUGCGAGGGAGUGAGGGAGGGAGGAAAAUAAACAACAAAAAAUGUCCUCUUCCUCCCCCACCGGGCAGAUUGCAAGUGCGGCGGACAUCAAGCAGGAGAAUGGGAUGGAAAGCGCCUCGGAAGGGCUGGAGGCGCCCCGAGAAGUGGCGGGGGGCGCGGCGGUGGGGCUGAGCCCCCCGGCUCCAGCCCCUUUCCCCUUGGAGCCGGGGGACGCCGCGGCCACCGCCGCCGCCAGGGUGAGCGCAGAAGAAGGGGCAGUGGCGGCAGCUGCGGCCGGAGCUGCGGCGGAUCAGGUACAACUCCACGCGGAACUUCUGGGCAGGCACCACCACGCCGCCGCCGCCGCGCAGACCCCGCUGGCCUUCUCGCCCGACCAUGUCGCCUGCGUGUGCGAGGCGCUGCAGCAGGGGGGCAACCUGGACCGCCUGGCCCGGUUCCUGUGGUCCCUGCCCCAGAGCGACCUGCUACGUGGCAACGAGAGUCUGCUGAAGGCGCGGGCGCUAGUGGCCUUCCACCAGGGCAUCUACCCUGAGCUCUACAGCAUCCUCGAGAGCCACAGCUUCGAGUCGGCCAACCACCCGCUGCUGCAGCAGCUCUGGUACAAGGCGCGCUACACCGAGGCCGAGCGAGCCCGCGGCCGGCCGCUGGGGGCCGUGGACAAGUACCGGCUGCGCAGGAAAUUCCCCCUGCCCCGCACCAUCUGGGACGGCGAGGAGACGGUGUAUUGUUUCAAGGAGAAGUCGCGCAACGCGCUCAAGGAGCUUUACAAGCAGAAUCGCUACCCUUCGCCUGCCGAGAAGCGGCACCUGGCCAAGAUCACCGGCCUCUCCCUCACCCAGGUCAGCAACUGGUUCAAGAACCGCCGGCAGCGCGACCGGAACCCCUCCGAGACCCAGUCCAAAAGUGAGUCAGAUGGCAAUCCCAGCACUGAAGAUGAAUCCAGCAAGGGACAUGAGGAUUUGUCCCCUCACCCACUCUCUGGUUCAUCCGAUGGCGUCACCAACCUCAGCCUUUCCAGUCACAUGGAGCCAGUAUAUAUGCAACAAAUUGGAAAUGCUAAGAUAUCAUUAAGCUCUUCUGGAGUUUUGUUGAAUGGAAGCUUGGUACCUGCAAGUACCUCACCUGUCUUCCUUAAUGGUAAUUCUUUUAUUCAGGGACCCAAUGGAGUUAUCCUUAAUGGAUUAAAUGUGGGAAAUACACAGUCAGUGUCAUUGAACCCCCCCAAAAUGGCAUCAAACCUUGUGAGCAAUGGUAUAUCCAUGACUGACAUACUGGGGUCUGCCUCCCAGGAUGUGAAGGAAUUCAAAGUCCUCCAGGGUUCUGUGGCUAGCUCAACAGCCACCACCUCGUACAGUCCCAGUGCCCCUGCAUCAUUCCCAGGGCUAAUACCCAGCACUGAGGUGAAAAGAGAAGGCAUUCAAACAGUGGCUUCCCACGAUGGAGGCUCUGUAGUGACUUUUACUACACCAGUGCAAAUUAACCAAUAUGGCAUUGUCCAGAUCCCCAAUCCCGGAGCACAAGGCCAGUUCCUUAAUGGGAGCAUUGGAUUCUCUCCGCUACAGCUGCCUCCUGUUUCAGUGGCCUCUUCACAAGGUAAUAUUUCAGUAAAUUCAAGCACUUCAGAUGGGAGCACGUUUACGAGUGAGUCCACCACAGUCCAGCAAGGAAAGGUUUUCUUCAGCUCUCUUGCUCCCAGUGCAGUGGUGUACACUGUUCCUAAUUCAGGCCAGACUGUAGGAUCUGUUAAACAGGAAAGCUUGGAGAGGAGCCUGGUGUUUUCUCAGUUGAUGCCUGUCAAUCAGAAUGCACAAGUAAAUGCAAACCUGUCUUCGGAAAAUCUCUCUGGGAGUGGCCUCCAUCCUCUGGCCUCCUCAUUAGUUAAUGUAUCCCCAACUCACAAUUUUUCCCUGACUCCCACUACACUACUAAAUCCCACCGAGCUCAACUCUGACAUUGCCGAUAGCCAGCCAAUGUCUGCGCCUGUGACAAGCAAAUCUACUGUGACGUCUGUCAGCAACACUAACUAUGCAACUCUUCAGAACUGCUCCCUUAUUACUAGUCAAGACCUAAUGUCAGUCCCUAUGACCCAGGCUGUCCUCGGGGAAAUAGUUCCUGCAGCUGAAGACCAAGUGGGUCACCCCUCCCCAGUAGGACACCAAGAUUUUGUCAGAGAACAUGGUUUGGUUCUGCAAUCAGUAGCUAACAUAAAAGAGAAUUUCUUACCAAAUUCUGAGAGCAAAGCAACAAGCAACUUAAUGAUGCUAGACUCCAAAUCCAAGUAUGUCCUAGAUGGCAUGGUUGAAACUGUCUGUGAAGACCUGGAAACAGACAAAAAAGAGCUUGCCAAGCUCCAGACUGUCCAGUUGGAUGAAGAUAUGCAAGAUUUAUAAACUUAAUUUCCCGUUCAUUUUUUGGCAUCAGCAGACAAAUCUUUUCAAGAAGCCCUGAGGACUUUUCCCAUUUUCCCAUUUAAAGGAAAAUGCUCUAGUUUUGCAAGUAAAUAUAUUCAAGAGACUUUGGACUGAUCUAGGUGAAGAUCAGGUUAAAUAAAUAGGAGUGGAACGGAAUUACCGUAACCUUUUUGCUCACAUAGAAUCUUCCCUUUUUCAUAGAUGGAGACAAAGGAACAAGAUUAAGUGUAUCAAGUCAAAGUGUAUCAUUUGGUUCACUUAAUAUAAUUCUGAGAUCAGAAUGGAACUUGAUAAAUAGUUUUUAGAAAUUAAAAAGUGUACAUCUAACAUAGAAAAUUAAAUAUUGGUACAGAGCAUCAGAAACAAUGCAAUUCUUUUUGUUUACUUUUACUCCACGGGCAUUGAUAAGGUUAAGAAGCAUAAAUGGUACUCCAAACUGUUCUAAUGAUGUAUUUUUGAAGUUAAGUAUCUUAAAUACAUAUCUCUGACAAAUAUAUUUCUGUGUUUCAGCAUUUUCACGAAAGUCUUGGCUUAAGCCUGUACACAUUUCCAAAUGUGAUUACUAGUAGUUCUGUGUAGCUGAGAGAGUUUGAAACUCCACUGAAAACUCUGAAACAAACUUCAGUCUGAAUGUAAAUAUAUUAGCUCUAUAAGCAGAAUUGUGAGUAAUUACAGUGAAUUUUAUUUAUACUGUAUGUGUUUCUCUUAUACUUUAGGCGCUACAAACUGAAAAGAAAACUGUUUUCUUACUGUUUAAUUUAUUCUUAUUGUUUGAACAGGAAGUAAACAUAGUUGUUUCCAACAAAGUUUUACUUUUUGUAGGAUUUUAAAAGUAAUUUUUAUCAGGAGCCUAUUAAGGUCAACAUUAAUAACACUGAGGCAGGAAAUCAAACUCCCAAUAUUGGAAUUUUGGUACUUUUUUCCACAUCCUUGCUCCUUAAUUAGCAACUCUGAUUCAUUUAAAUAUGUUUUUCUAUAGAAUUCUAUGUGCCUUUUUACCUUGUGGCCUUUUUAUUAUUCUUACUAAGGUACAGAAUUUGCCACAGAAGCACUGAUGGUUCUUUUCUUCUAUCCAGCAGGGUUAAUUUCACCACAGAAUUGCUUUAAAUCUGAAGAACUUAAGUUUCACAAAUAUUAUGUAUAAUGUUUAUGAUGUAAUGAAUGAACUAAUUAUGGUUGAUGCUUUUCAUUAUAAUGAAAAUAACAACAAUUAAAUUACAGACUACCAUGUAAGGUAGGCUAUAGACUAUCAAAACAACCAUUUUAGAGUAAAGAAAGACUAUAUAAAAUCUAUGGAGUAAAAUUCUUUCCUGUUGAAACUUAGUUCUAAAUGUUUUGAAUUAGUUAUUACUUUAUGACACAUGGCUCUUGUUUGCACUAUAUUAUCAUGUCUUUUAUAAAAGUAAAUCUUUUGGGUUUCUGUGGGAAGCUUGUUUGAUCAUGUUGUGAGCCGUGGUUAUAAUUUUUAUCAGGACUCUGAACACAAGAUGUAACAAUGCAAAUAACUUAUGUGUAGUGAGUAAAAUUACUCUGUUCUCUUUUCUCAAGAAAAGUGAGAAAAUGAUCUUUUCAGAGAUCACUUAAGGUUGUUGAACAUAAAGAUGUUACCACAUCUUGCUUUAUUUAAGAUCAGAACAAAGGGUCCAGUCUAGCUCUCUACAUGUCCAUUGGCCAAGCAGUUGAAUAAGGGCCAUAGAGGGUGUAACUUUUGUUGUUACUGCAAAGGGAAGUUGCCGGCAUAGAUAUAGAGCCCUACAAAGAAUUCCUCUCCCAUCAUUUUCAUAAAGAGCUUACAUCCCUUUUUUGUGGAAUUAGUGGAUGUACCUAAACUGCUGAAACUGCAUGUUCUUUGUUUUGUUUUUGUACCAAGUCAGGUGUUUUAAGAGUUCUCUUCCACUCUACAACUACUUAUAAAGCUUGUUUUUUUUCUUUAGGUAUGUGCUGAUCAUGUUACUGAGAUUAAUAAAUUACAUGGCUCUAUAGUGUAGUUUACAUGAAAGUGAUGUUUUCCACUUGAUUGCUGCAGAUAUCAAGAGUUUGUUACUUAUUUGAAAAUACCCAUCCAAUAAGGUAGGUGGGAAGAUUUAAACAGUAACUGGAAAAGUUUUAUAUGUCUUCCAAAAAUACAAUAAGCAUCUCAUUCAGAAUUCUUCCUCUUUUCUCCUUUAAGAAAAGGAAAAGAUAGCACAAAACUUACGAGUUACACAAGAAACCCAUUCAUACUCCCAAUGUGAUAUAACCAGGUAGCUGUACCAUAUACCAAGUAAGAAUCAAUGCACAUCGUAAAGAACUUAUUGUUCUUUGCUGUUCUCAGUAAAAUAAGGGCCAGUUUAUAUGUAGCCCAUGUACAUGUGAAUGGAAUAAGAUAAACCCCAUGAUCUCCUUGCACAAAAUUGCAAAUAUUUUUUGCAAUACCAAGGGCCAAACUCAGAACCCUUGGAGUUCAUGUGGUAGAACUUCCCUCUUACAUAAACCAAUGCUUGAAGAUGCUGCAAAUGACCCUCUAUGAUCCCUGCCGAGGAAUCAGAAUGGGGAUAAAUAACUCUCCCUGCAAACCCCAAACCCCUGCUGCUGGCUGUGGGACUUUUGGUGUGAGCCUAUCUAUGCACUCUGUCAGCCAGAGUUUGGCGUUGAGCUCUUAGUUACAUCUAGUAAAAGACAGUCUAUUGUUUAAAGAGUAGGUGCAUUUGUUCCUCAAGCAAGCAAGAGCACCUGUGUUGUACUGCUUUAUAUCUUAUGUAUAUUUAUAGUAAUGAAAACAGUCUUUGAAUUGUACAUGUUUCAGUGCCUUCUGUUAUGAAAGGCAGGUAGAUGUUAGAGCCAUAGAUAAAAAUCAGUAGUAAAUUGCACAUCGACCUUCAAUCUCCCUGUAUAUGCCCUUGUAUCUUGCAUGUUAAAAGGUGGAUUGUUGGGCAUGUGUUUCGGCCUGCCCUGCUACAUGCUAGACAAGUGUGCAUUAGUACAUAGCCACAAGUUCUUCAUUCUUUGAAAUGUUUUUGACAGUUCAUCUCAUCAUAAAAAUAUAAAUCAGGAAAACUGGGGGGAAAAGAAUUAUAUUUGACAAAAGAUGUUUCAAAGUCUUCCUAAACCUAUUAAAUAGAGCCUAACAGUUUCUUUGUAUCUGUUGGAUACAUUUAAUGUUAAUUUAACAUUACCACCAUCCAUACAUUUUAUUAAUCAAAAUCAUAUAGCAUGUGACUGUUUUGGCUUUCAGGGCUCUCAAAAAUGUUUUUAUUCUUUUGUUGCAUGUACUGUAUGUUUAGAGGCAACCAGUUAUAUACUCAGUAUGGUUUUACUGUGCCUUAUGCAAAGAGUAAAUCUAUACAGAUUGUCUAUCAUGGGAUGGGUAACAAGUCUUUACUGCACUGUUAGGUGAUGGCACACAGAGCAUGUCCUGGAACAUUUCUGUGCUUAAUUACCCAACCAAAGAGAUCUAAAGUAUGUAUGUCGUACUGUAAUAGGGGUUUAUGCCUGGACAAUUUAAGUGUUUUAUUUGUUUUCUGAAAUGAUGUGAACUUAUUUUUCUAAACACUAUGCUGAAUAAACUUUAUAUUUAUACA
Messenger RNA from Loxodonta africana (African savanna elephant), 6004 nucleotides. RefSeq names its product homeobox protein SIX4. Gene Ontology annotation, biological process: regulation of transcription by RNA polymerase II. The record is from RefSeq and is a predicted model, not a curated record. Bases 75 to 2423 code for a protein of 782 amino acids. Gene Ontology annotation, cellular component: transcription regulator complex; nucleus. The transcript has 3 exons. Gene Ontology annotation, molecular function: RNA polymerase II cis-regulatory region sequence-specific DNA binding; DNA-binding transcription factor activity, RNA polymerase II-specific. NCBI's taxonomy places the organism in Eukaryota, Metazoa, Chordata, Mammalia, Proboscidea, Elephantidae.